Homalodisca vitripennis (glassy-winged sharpshooter) is the source of this 2113-nucleotide messenger RNA. RefSeq names its product transmembrane emp24 domain-containing protein-like. The record is from RefSeq and is a predicted model, not a curated record. The coding region runs from base 169 to 777 and encodes 202 amino acids. Gene Ontology annotation, cellular component: Golgi apparatus; endoplasmic reticulum; endoplasmic reticulum-Golgi intermediate compartment. Gene Ontology annotation, biological process: Golgi organization; endoplasmic reticulum to Golgi vesicle-mediated transport; intracellular protein transport. The transcript has 3 exons. Lineage: Eukaryota; Metazoa; Arthropoda; Insecta; Hemiptera; Cicadellidae.
CGUUUGUUGACUACAUAAGCAGAAAUACAAGCAGAAUGAAUGUUGCGUAGGAGUUAUUAGUUAUGACUGACGUAUGGUUGUUGAACUAUUGUUUUAUUAUUGUUAAAACUAUUUUUUAGAAUCUUUGAUUAAAAUAUUUGCGGAGAAGGUCGUGUUUUAAAGCCAAAUAUGUUGGUAUUAAUGGUUUUGCUGAGUUUGGCUGCGCUAAGAGGAUCUCAAGCUUACUUUAUUACUGUAGAUGCCCAUGCCGAAGAAUGUUUCUUCGAUAAAGUAGAAAUUGGAACUAAAUUGGGUUUGACAUUUGAAAUAUCCGAAGGAGGCUUUUUGGAUAUUGAUGUGAAGAUAGUUGGACCAGAUGGGAAAGUGAUAUACCAGGGAGAACGGGAAACUAGUGGCAAGUACACAUUUGCUGCCCAUCUGCCAGGCAAAUACACCUACUGCUUCAGUAACCAGAUGUCCACCAUGACGCCUAAAGUGGUUAUGUUUGACAUGGAAGUAGGAGAUGCCCCCAAAACCGAUGUUAAAGCUGAAGGAGAUGAAACUGCAGACCACACUAAGAUGGAAGAGAUGAUUAAAGAACUAACGACCUCUCUGACUGGAGUAAAACAUGAACAGGAAUACAUGAGUGUGAGAGAUAGAAUACAUCGUAGUAUCAAUGAAAGUACCAAUUCUCGAGUUGUAUUGUGGUCAUUUUUUGAGGCAGUUGUACUUUUUACAAUGACAAUGGGCCAGGUAUACUAUUUGAAGAGAUUUUUUGAGGUUAGGAGGGUUGUUUGAGAAUAUAAUUCUUGGUUUAACCAUAGCCAAAUUGUCAGUUUGUACGUUUUCCAGUCCAAUAAAAACUCCAAAGUAAAUGAAAGAUUCAGAUAUUGUUCUUUAGUGUGGUAUAUUUGAUUGGUUGUGUUAUAGCUAAAUGUAAACUGGAAUGGAAAAAUACCUCCAAAUAAUGCAUCCCUAUUAAGCAAAAGUUUGUGAUAUAAGUGUUUUACAGAGUAAAUUUAUUGUUAAAUCUACAGUAAGCAAAUCACUAUGGUAGUAAUUUUGUAAUGUAGAUGAGUACUUUAAAUUGCUGUAUAUUAAUUUUUUUUAUAGAUUUUAUAUGUUAGUUAGUAAUUGAUUAAGCCUUACUUUUGUCAUAAGUAUAAGUAUGGAUUGAUAAUACUUAUGUAAGGGGAAUUGUGGUUCAGAAUCAUUUGAUUAGUACGAUUGCAAUAUAAUACUGCCUCAACCACAAAGUAAUUUUAAUUUGUUAUUUGCAAGCAUUCAAAAUGGGAUAUAUUUUGUUUGAAGUUCAUUUUUAAUAAUGUAAAGAUUGUGAGGGAAGCAGGAAAAUCCUGUUUCCCUCAUUAGGGGAUAUAACAUAUAUUAAAAUGUGAGUUUGUUGUUGUAUGAGUGGGCAAUUUAAUUUGUUUCUUGUUAUUUCAGUAUUAUAUAUUUUGGUUCUGACAAAAUUAAUGCUGUGUAUAUAUUGUACAUUAAAAUUUAAUAAAGAUUUAUAAUAUAUUCACUCUACCAUUGGACUUCAUACUACCUAGGCUCACUGGAAAAUAAGCAAGUUAAGCAUUUUAAGCAAGUUGUAACCCAAGUACAUACUGUCUUACAUUGUUUCAGUAAAAGGUAAACUCUGUUAUUAAUCUAAAUCUUUAGAGGAUUGCAAUCCUCUUCAUCUUUUAAAACUUUUAUUCACUAUGGAUGAUAACAGGAACAGGAUUUUGUAUAUUUGCUAUCAUUAUUAUUUUCUAUAAAAAGAACUCAACAUUUCAAGGAUUGGAAUCUUCCUCUGCUUUAGGUGUCAAAAAACAUUAAGACCCUUCUCCUAUCAAAAGUAUGAAUUUACAUACUAAAUGUAAAAAUAUUGGUUAAGCAAGCACAAAUCAAUGCUGGCACCUGUUCUGUAACUUGAUAAUAUACACAAAGGUAAUACGCCAACACGAUUAGUUAGUCAUAUAGUUUUUUUUUUUUUUUUUUUUUUUGGUAUUAAGGAAUUUGAAGAUUGACUGAUAUUUUAGCUUAAUAUACAUGUAUUUGUAUAUUAAUAUUGCUGACUAAUAACUAUAAAUGCAUUAUUAAUUUUGUUAUUUUCAAUUAUAAAAUUUUAUUUCAAUAUCUUGUA